This is a messenger RNA of Budorcas taxicolor (takin), 1776 nucleotides long. RefSeq names its product REL proto-oncogene, NF-kB subunit (gene REL). Lineage: Eukaryota; Metazoa; Chordata; Mammalia; Artiodactyla; Bovidae. Gene Ontology annotation, biological process: inflammatory response; innate immune response; non-canonical NF-kappaB signal transduction. The coding region runs from base 1 to 1776 and encodes 591 amino acids. Gene Ontology annotation, molecular function: DNA-binding transcription factor activity, RNA polymerase II-specific; RNA polymerase II cis-regulatory region sequence-specific DNA binding. Gene Ontology annotation, cellular component: cytoplasm. The record is from RefSeq and is a predicted model, not a curated record. The transcript has 10 exons.
AUGGCCUCAGGUGGGGUUAACACACGUAUAGAGAUAAUUGAGCAACCCAGGCAAAGGGGAAUGCGUUUUAGAUACAAAUGUGAAGGGCGAUCAGCAGGCAGCAUUCCAGGGGAGCACAGCACAGACAACAACAGAACAUACCCAUCCAUCCAGAUUUUGAACUAUUAUGGAAAAGGAAAAGUGAGAAUUACAUUAGUAACAAAGAAUGACCCAUAUAAACCUCAUCCUCAUGAUUUAGUAGGAAAAGACUGCAGAGAUGGCUACUAUGAAGCAGAAUUUGGGCAAGAACGCAGACCUUUGUUUUUUCAAAAUUUGGGUAUUCGAUGUGUGAAAAAAAAAGAAGUAAAAGAAGCUAUUAUUUCAAGAAUAAGGGCAGGAAUCAAUCCUUUCAAUGUCCCUGAACAACAGCUGCUUGAUAUUGAAGAUUGUGACCUCAACGUGGUGAGAUUAUGUUUUCAAGUUUUCCUCCCUGAUGAACAUGGUAAUUUGACAACUGCUCUACCUCCUGUUGUCUCCAACCCAAUUUAUGACAACCGUGCUCCUAAUACUGCAGAAUUAAGGAUUUGUCGUGUAAAUAAGAACUGUGGAAGUGUCAAAGGAGGAGAUGAAAUAUUUCUACUCUGUGACAAAGUUCAGAAAGACGACAUAGAAGUUCGGUUUGUGUUGAAUGAGUGGGAAGCAAAAGGUGUCUUUUCACAAGCUGACGUACACCGUCAAGUAGCCAUUGUUUUCAAGACUCCGCCAUACUGCAAAGCUAUAACAGAACCCGUAACAGUGAAGAUGCAGCUGCGGCGACCUUCCGAUCAGGAAGUUAGUGAAUCUAUGGACUUUAGAUACCUGCCAGAUGAAAAGGACACGUAUGGAAAUAAAGCAAAGAAACAAAAAACAACUCUGCUUUUCCAGAAACUGUGGCAGGAUUGUGGAGUUAAUUUUCCUGAAAGACCUAGACCUAGUCCCCUAGGACCAACUGGAGAAGGAAGAUUCAUCAAAAAAGAACCAAACUUGUUUUCUCAUGGUGCAGUUUUGCCAGAAACUUCCAGGCCUGUUUCAAGUCAAGCAGAAUCCUACUAUUCCUCCUCUGCGUCCAUCUCAAGUACAUUGUCACAUCCUGCUUCAGCCAUACUACCAAUGGGUACUCAGUCUUCUUCAGGCUGGUCAUCAAUCGCCCACCCCACCUCACGCUCAGUCAAUACAAAUUCACUGAGUGGUUUUUCAACAGGGACACUUUCCUCUAAUUCACAAGUUAUCCCACCAUUCCUGGAAAUGAGUGAUCUGAAUGCUUCUAAUGCUUGCAUUUAUAACAAUGCUAAUGACAUAGGUAGAAUGGAAGCAUCAUCUGUAUCACCAGCUGACUUAUAUGGUAUUUCUGAUGCCAGCAUGCUGCCUAACUGCCCUGUGAACAUGAUAACACCCAGUAAUGACAGCAUGAGGGAGACCGAUAAUCCCAGACUUGUGAGCAUGAAUCUUGAAAAUCCUUCUUGUAAUUCAGUGUUAGACCCAAGAGACUUGAGACAGCUCCAUCAGAUGUCUUCUUCCAGUAUGUCAACAGUCACCAGCUCUAGUACUACUGCUUUUAUUGCACAGUCAGAGGCAUUUGAGGGAUCUGACUUUAAUUGUGCAGAUAACAGUAUGAUAAAUGAGGCAGGACCAUCAAAUGGUACUAAUGCAAACAGUCAUAGUUUUGGUCAAAAUAGUCAGUAUUCAGGUAUUGGAGCUAUGCAAAAUGAACAAUUGAGUGAUUCAUUUCCAUUUGAAUUUUUUCAAGUUAACUUGUAA